Molecule: messenger RNA, 330 nt
Organism: Protopolystoma xenopodis
Lineage: Eukaryota; Metazoa; Platyhelminthes; Monogenea; Polystomatidea; Polystomatidae
Source: the annotation of a GenBank genome assembly
GUGGAAAAGUUGGGUGGCCUACCCGUCUCUGUAACCGACGUCUGGCAGGCGACAGGACAGCGGCCCGAAGCUGGCGUCACUUGGGAUCCAGUGCGCAACAUCAAUGCCGCCAGUCUAGUGGGGUCAAUGAGCAGUGGCAGAAAAAAUCAGAGAUACUCUUCCAGGGUUCGAGCGUGUGGUUUGCGAUUUGAUCGGAUGUAUUUCAAAUCGGCACCCGAUGAACCCACCCACCCGGUAGACUUUGAACUAAAAGGCCUCGAGAAGGUGCCACGGGCCGUCUGCUUUCCCUCGGAUCACUGGGCGAUUGUUGGCCACUUCAGCUUGGUCUAG